GGCCGGCGGUCCGCCCCCGCCCCUGGCCGGCGGUCCGGCCCCGCGGCGCCGCUUCCGGUGCGGGCCCCGCCCCGGCUGUGGCCCCCGGCUGCGGAGGAGUCCGAGACGCAGCUGCCGCGCCGGGGCCUGAGCGGCCGCCUCCUCCUCCGCCGACCGAAAACCCGGAGCGCCCCGCACAGGUUUAGACCCAGUGUGCCUGGUGGGCUGUGCCCAGGUUCAGAGUCAUGCCACUCUGUGGGUGAAGCUUGAGGCAAUAAUGGAACCACUUCAGCAGCAGCAGCAGCAGCAGCAGCAACAGAAGCAGCCACACCUGGCUCCUCUGCAGAUGGAUGCCAGAGAGAAGCACGGCCAGCAAAUGAGAGAAGCCCAGUUCUUGUAUGCCCAAAAGCUGGUCACACAGCCGACUCUCCUUUCUGCCACACCUGGGAGGCCUUCUGGCAGCACUCCCUUAGGUCCCUUAGCCAGAAUUCCACCCACCACAGGAGUGGCCCAAGUCUUUGAACGGGGCAACGUGAACUCAGAGCCUGAGGAAGAGGAUGGAGGUUUGGAAGAUGAGGACGGGGAUGAUGAAGUUGCGGAGGUGGCUGAGAAAGAAACCCAGGCUGCUUCAAAAUAUUUUCACGUGCAGAAAGUAGCUCGCCAAGAUCCCAGAGUGGCGCCCAUGUCCAAUCUACUUCCAGCACCAGGGCUGCCACCACAUGGACAACAAGCUAAAGAAGACCAUACCAAAGAUGCUUCCAAGGCCCUACCUUCUGUCUCCACAGCAGGGCAGCCAAACUGGAAUCUGGAUGAGCAGCUCAAGCAGAAUGGUGGUUUGGCCUGGAGUGAUGAUGCAGAUGGAGGCCGAGGAAGAGAGAUCUCUCGAGAUUUUGCCAAGCUGUAUGAACUGGACGGUGAUCCUGAAAGGAAAGAGUUCCUGGAUGACCUCUUCGUCUUUAUGCAGAAGAGGGGGACCCCCAUCAACCGAAUCCCCAUCAUGGCCAAGCAGAUCCUGGACCUGUACAUGCUGUAUAAGCUGGUGACUGAGAAGGGGGGCCUGGUGGAGAUCAUCAACAAGAAGAUUUGGAGGGAGAUCACCAAAGGCCUGAACCUGCCCACAUCCAUCACCAGUGCCGCCUUCACCCUCAGGACCCAGUACAUGAAGUAUCUGUAUGCCUAUGAGUGUGAGAAGAAAGCCUUGAGUUCCCCAGCCGAGCUCCAGGCAGCCAUUGAUGGCAACCGCAGGGAGGGCCGGCGGCCCAGCUACAGCUCCUCCCUCUUUGGCUACUCACCUGCUGCGGCUACUGCUGCUGCCACUGCCCCUGCCCUCCUCUCCCCACCCAAGAUCCGCUUUCCCAUCCUUGGGCUUGGCUCUAGCAGUGGCAGCAAUACCAGUAGCCCUCGGAUAUCCCCAGCAACCACUCUCAGGAAAGGUGAUGGAGCCCCAGUGACAGCAGUGCCUGUGCCAAAUCGCCUGGCUGUGCCCGUGACCUUGGCAAACCAGCAGGCUGGUACUCGGACCGCCGCGCUGGAGCAGCUGAGGGAGCGGCUGGAGUCAGGGGAGCCUGCUGAGAAGAAGGCGUCGAGGCUGUCCGAGGAGGAGCAGCGCCUGGUGCAGCAGGCCUUCCAGCGCAACUUUUUCACCAUGGCACGACAGCUCCCCAUGAAGAUCAGGAUCAACGGCAGGGCAGAAGACAGAGCAGAGGCCUCGGCUGCAGCACUGAACCUGACUACGAGUAGCAUUGGGAGCAUUAACAUGUCCGUGGACAUCGAUGGCACCACCUACGCAGGUGUGCUGUUUGCCCAGAAGCCUGUGGUCCACCUCAUCGCGGGGUCUGCUCCCCAGAGCCUCGGCAGCAGCGCCAGCAGCAGCAGCAGCUCUCACUGCUCACCAAGUCCUACCUCAUCCCGGGGCACCCCCAGCGCAGAGCCCUCCACCAGCUGGUCCCUCUAAUGGGCAGGACCCAGCUUCCCACUUGCCACUCUCCUGUCAAGAGUGAAGGAAGUUGAUGCACAGAAUUUACCUCAUCUCACGGAGCCCACGUCGACGAGCACCAUUUGGCCAGACAUUGAGAGUUUGGAUGUGCCUGUCUGUCCAGGUUCCAUUCAGGUCCUGCUGUACUCUGGGGUCAGGGAGAGGCUAGAGGGGCAGGACAGACAGCGUUGUCCAAUCAGGGAUUGUCCUGGAGAACUGGGUGGGGGUCUGUGGGUGUCCAGCUUCCUCCGGGGUUCCCCAGCCACUUCCCAGCUCGGGGUACAGUGUAUUGACAAUCUGUCAGCUGACACAGGGCUGGAGGCCCUCCAUUUCCCUUACCCUUUAAUUUAUUUCCCUGCCCCUGCCUUCUGGCAUGACCCCAGGGCCACUAGUCUCUUCCCCUGUUUUUAAGUCCCAUAUGGGGCUGCUAGGAGCCAAGAGCAUGCCUUCAUG
Piliocolobus tephrosceles (Ugandan red Colobus) is the source of this 2407-nucleotide messenger RNA. RefSeq names its product AT-rich interaction domain 3B (gene ARID3B). The transcript is spliced from 9 exons. Gene Ontology annotation, biological process: regulation of transcription by RNA polymerase II. Gene Ontology annotation, cellular component: nucleus. The record is from RefSeq and is a predicted model, not a curated record. Bases 257 to 1933 code for a protein of 558 amino acids. Gene Ontology annotation, molecular function: DNA binding. Lineage: Eukaryota; Metazoa; Chordata; Mammalia; Primates; Cercopithecidae.